CCCUCUAGCGCGGAGCGAGCGCCGAGGCGGGAGCGGGGCUCCUGCGCUGGGAGGCGACGGCAGCGGUAGUAGUGUGGUGCUGCCCUAACUGUUACUGUAUGGACUCUUGCUCAGUAGCAUGGGAGAAGAGGAAGGACUACAUCAAGCACAAUUACUGGGGUCAUAUACUUAAAAGAUGGCGUGCCAGGUUGUAUUUUUAUUUCCAAAAUUAGAGGUUAAGCAUGCCAGUAGAAACUCAGGAGGAGCGAGGAGAAACUGCCUCUCCAGUAGGUGAAAUACAGCUGUUGAGAUGGUCGCUUCUGUGCGAAGCAGCGGCUCCUGACUUCCAUCAAGUCUGGCAUUUAAUGGGAACCAGGAGCUGGGAGCCCCUGCCUCUCUCAGGUGCCUCUCUGCGAAGCCAUGACUCAUGGACCUGCUCACUUCUGGUUCCUGAGUGUCGUCUUUGGGACCCUGUCCAUGUGUUCCUGACCCCUGUUGUACCACAAUGGCCAUUCUAUAACCUGGACACAAUGUUUAUGCGAGGACUGAAAAGAAAAUGUUUUGAUGGCGAAGAAGAUAUUGAAGGAACUCUGGCUGGUAUUAAGGCUAUUCCUUCAUAUAAUCUUCAGCGGCAGUCACUUUUAGAUAUGUCCCUGGUUAAACUUCAGCUGUGUCACAUGCUGGUCGAACCUAACCUUUGUCGUUCGGUACUCAUAGCCAACACGGUACGCCAGAUCCAAGAGGAAAUGACCCAAGAUGGGACUUGGCAGAUGAUAAAUAUGCAGAAUACAGGCCAGGCAUCCGUGGAUCGUCUUGUUUCAACAGAUAUCCUCUGUCGCUCAUCUAGGGAGCAGGCUGAGGGAAAGCAUGUUCCAGGUUACAGUACUUUCAGUAAAGACUUUGAGGGUGACCAGGCACAAGAUAGUUCAGAAACUAUGUCAACAGCCUCUUCAGUGCAAGCUCUAAGAAACCUGCAAAGCAAUGUGUGGGAAAUGGAGAAUUCACAAGAAAAUAAAGGGAAUUUUCAAAAAUCAUUAGAUCAAAUAUUUGAGACGCUGGAGAACAAAAGUCCUAAUUCAGUUGAAGACCUUUUUUCAGAAGUUGACAAUUCUUACUAUGAUCUUGAUACUAUGUUAACAGGUAUGAUGAGCAACACAAAAAUGGGACACUGUGAUGGGCUAGAACCAUUUCCUUCUCCAACAACUACAACUUCUAGCUCUAAUUGUAAAUCUGAUCUUAACGAGCUCGAUCAUAUUGUAGAGAUCCUUGUUGAAUCCUGAAACUCCUUGUGUAGGAGAUAAAGAUCUGGUAAUGGAAAAAAGACUCAAGAAAGCUAUUUCCACAGUUUGUUCUAUCAAAUCUGCACAUGUAUUUUACAAAUAUCUAUAUAUUAUAUAGAUAUAUAUAUUAAAAAAGCACUUCAUAUUGCAAAAUAGUGUUAACUCCCGAAGUUAACCUGCAACUUGUAGUGUAAUGAUCCAAACUCUUGUCCACUGAACUGUAAGUACAUACGGUAAAUGUUUUUAAGUAUGUGGUCCAAGGCUUUCAAAUUUGGGUUACUUCUACAAAUUUGUUCCAGCCUUUGACAGAGGAUAUGCUUAGUGAGAGGGAUUCUCUCAUCCUUUUUUCUUAUCCUUCUCCCAGUGAAGAUGGUAACAAACGCAGUGAGAAGUUGGAUAACUGGCUUCCAAUUUUCCUCCAGUUUCCACUUUGCUACACCACAUAACUCCUAUAAUAUUUGCUGCUUCUGUUCUAAGUCGCUACAUGGCUCUUAAAGAGCAGUAUGCAAUAGUUCCCAUUAUUCUAGCUAGCUUCUUCUGGUUUUUGCUACAUUUUUUUACUUUAAAGAUAGUUUUAAAGCGUUUAUUGGUGUUUAGAAUUUUCCAGGUAUUUUCCUAAAGUAUAUUUUUACUACAGAUGUUGUGUCAGCUGCUAACUUAGCAACUUUUGAUCAUAUCUGCAGUUGAUGUAUUUUUUGAAAGGUUUUCAAAAAGGGAUGUUUUUUUUACUGUGAGCUACCCGAUGUAGUUCAGUAAAGUGUAUGUAAAUGUAAAUAUACAAUUUUAUACUUUACAUUAAAAUGUAAGAGCUGUUUUCAUGAUUCUGUUUUAUAGAGUAGUACUUUACUAAACUGAGAAUUGUACUGUUCUGCUUUUUAUACCCCAUAUACUUGGUUGUCAUUAGAGGAAGAGCUCUGAUCCAACUAGAGACAAUUACAUUUAAUUCAUUUCAGACCGUAUUUUUUCUUAACUACAAACCUAAAUUACAUAGGAUUUUAUUUAUGUGUAUUUAUAUGUAAAUGUCAUCAAGUGAAUUGUUUGUCACUGAAAUCUACCAUCAAAUAUUUGUUUAUAUGGGUUAACUAUCUUGCACUAAUUACUACAAAAAGUGUUACUAGCGGCCUUUAAAUCUCUACUGGUAUGUCUCCAUGUCUUGUCAUAAUUAGUAUGCUCCACUCUUAAAUGAGUUUCCUCUUGCUUUUUUUUUUUUUUAAUAACAAAAGAUAAUACAACAUGGGAUGGUGUUCUUUUCUUCAAAUGCUCACAUUCAUGUGAGUGUAUAUAAUUAAGCAUAUUGUUACGAGACUCUUUUUAGGGGGGGAGGGAAGAAGCGAGGGAAGGAUACCUAAAGUACAUACACUGUAUGAUUUUGUUGCAAAUGAUAAAAUGUGGCAAGAAGCCUGACCGGGCAGCAAGGUAGACAAGGGGGAGAAGAUUGAUUGAUUUGUUUCUGGAAUGUUUUAGCCAAGAGGAAGACAUGCGCCACUGACAGUCAUUUUCUGUAGAUUUGAAUCUAGCAAGUCACUGAACUUGAAGAGAGUGUGUUUCCAUACCUGGCAGCCUAUGCUUUCUUACAAGUGAUCUUACUGCAUACUGUCUUUUUCAGAUUCUCAAGCAUUCCCAAAGCAGAGAGGGUGAGGGCAGGAGGGUGUUAAGGGUAUUCCGGUAUCACCUCCCCAAAAAUACACUGCUGGGCUCAGAUUUUCAACAAGUGAUUCAGGAGCAUCUGGUUUGGGGAACAAAUGACAUCACUUGCUAUAUUAUUCAGACUUGAUAGCGGAAUUCAUAUUAAUCUUUACUUGCUGUAGUAGUCAAACAUUGCUUCCUCAAUUAAAUCUUCAUUAAUAGCCGUAUUAAAUAUGAAAUACUAUAUAGACACUUGGCAGUUUCAAUCUGUAAUACAGCUGGACCAAAGAAACACGAAGUACUACUGGACAUCUUAAACAAUAGAGAUCACUGAUAGCUGAAAGAUGUGGUAGUACAAUAUCAAAAUCCAAGAGGACACAAAUAUUGAUGUAAACUGUCAUAGCUCCCAGGGAAAGAAUAGUCUGUUUAUUUAUCAGUGUUACAGUAUGAGAAAUUACUUCUAAAAUGAUAAAUCUUCAAGAAAAUGAUGCUUUUCUGUGUGGAUAGACAGCAGAUGCCUUAGAAUAAAGUAGUCAGACUGCUUCAAAGUUUUACAAACAGAACAGGAGUGAUGAGUUGAAUAAAUAAAUACCUUCUGUACCUCUGGAGCAGUUUGGGGGAACUUUCUGGACUCUGGUGGUUCAAAACCCCAAGCACUGAACAACUGUGGGUGUACCCCACUGUUCCUUUUCCCCUUCCAUCUUUUGCUAAAUGAGAAAUUACAAGUUUAGAUAUUUAGAUGUUUUCCCCUUUUCAGUAUGCAGUCUUUGUAUAUGAGGUGGGAGUUAGUGUGAGUGUUUGUGGCUCUUGCACUGUGUGUGUCAAAUACACACAUAUAUGUAUGAUUGCACCAACCAUAGCUGCAUUCCUUUACUGGGGAGGCCAUACUCAGUAAAGAGUAAUUUGUAGGGACUACUUGGCUUAACAGGAAGGGUAUUAGGUAAGUACGUGGUUAUGUUGUUAAGUACUUUAAACAGAAAUAUGUAUUCUGCUUUAUUAUGUUCUUAAGACUUAUGCCAACUCUUAUGUGCUCUUACGUGUCUGAUGUCUUGGCUCAAGUGUUGAGCAGGUCUAAGAAUUUGUGUUGCUGAAACUUGCACAGUCACUCUGCAGAUGUGUACGUAGAGCUGCUCUGACUUUGCAAGUCAGUGUACAGUCAGCCUACUGCUUUUUGGUGUGCCUCAGACUAACUGCUGCUCAUUCCGUAGCUUCAUUUCUUUUAUAAGAAAACUAAUUUUAUUUUCGUGCUCAUAUUGUCAUUUCUUUGUUAGUCCUAAGAGCUCAUAGUUAAAUAUGCUUCACUUAAAGGUUAAUAAAAUAUUUUGCUCUGUAUUCCUCCCUGAUAAAGAGAGAGAGCAGGAAUG
Molecule: messenger RNA, 4249 nt
Organism: Gallus gallus (chicken)
Lineage: Eukaryota; Metazoa; Chordata; Aves; Galliformes; Phasianidae
Gene: CDCA4
Product: cell division cycle associated 4
Exons: 4
Coding region: 222-1259 (345 amino acids)
Cellular component (GO): nucleus
Molecular function (GO): transcription regulator activity
Source: RefSeq, marked validated